UUGAUUUUUCUGCAUGGUUAAAGCAAGUUAGGCGUGGUUUUCAGACAGGUACCUUGGCGCUUUUCAAAAGCGGAUAUUUAACUCAUAACAAGACAUCAGCAAGUUUUGCAAACAUGCCCAAGUGUCCUAAGUGCCAGAAAGAAGUGUAUUUUGCUGAGAGAGUGACAUCCCUUGGCAAAGACUGGCACAGACCCUGUCUGAAAUGUGAGAAAUGUAACAAGACCUUGUCUCCAGGCUCUCAUGCAGAGCAUGAGGGGAAGCCCUACUGUAAUGCUCCCUGUUACUCGGCACUCUUUGGGCCAAAAGGAUUCGGACGCGGAGGCACUGAAAGCCAUACAUUCAAAUAGACCACAACGCAGGCUGUCUGCAGGAGUUAAAAUUCAGAAGGUGGAAAGAAGGCAACUUUCAGCAAACCUUUAUUUUUAAAUCCUUAUACAUACUGGGCCUUUUAAUCUAAUUUUGCGAAAUCUGCAUUCCUUACAAAGAUGUAGGACUUGCAAUAUUCCGUCCGCAUUGUUCUGAUCACUGACAACUGGAAUGAAGUGUUUGCAGUUAAGUUGAAUUGUUCUCUUUUCUAAAUAAAAUGGGUUUGCAUUGUUACGA
Messenger RNA from Lepisosteus oculatus (spotted gar), 603 nucleotides. It is a transcript of the gene crip1, whose product is annotated as cysteine-rich protein 1. NCBI's taxonomy places the organism in Eukaryota, Metazoa, Chordata, Actinopteri, Semionotiformes, Lepisosteidae. Gene Ontology annotation, molecular function: zinc ion binding. Gene Ontology annotation, biological process: regulation of gene expression; intrinsic apoptotic signaling pathway in response to DNA damage. The record is from RefSeq and is a predicted model, not a curated record.